AUGGGCUUGUCUGACAAAGCGGCUAAAGUAGUCGAAAGGAGGGGUUGUCGCCCUCGAGAGAUGGAAGCGAGGGGACAGCAAAGAUGGGGAAUUCGCGUCAUGGCUGCUCUAUGCAGAUGCUCGACCUUCUACUUGCUUGCUGAAGCCGUGGUAUUAGCAGUUCUUUUUUAA
Trichoderma reesei QM6a is the source of this 171-nucleotide messenger RNA. RefSeq lists its product as uncharacterized. The transcript is spliced from 3 exons. NCBI's taxonomy places the organism in Eukaryota, Fungi, Ascomycota, Sordariomycetes, Hypocreales, Hypocreaceae. The record is from RefSeq and is a predicted model, not a curated record. Bases 1 to 171 code for a protein of 56 amino acids.